UCAAAGGUUGUUUGGUCAACAAAACUGGCACUAGCGAUGGCUUGCCAAGAAGGCGUGUGCCAUUCCCUGGACGAUGAGCUGGAUGAGGUCAUGGAGCCUCCACUGGACGAGUUUGACAUGUGGCACCAUCAGCAAGAGGUGAACAGUGCCGGUACGUUCGCUCCUGAGAAACGAGCGAUGAUCUCUCAGCUACAGAAGUCCUUUUUGGACCAGUUGAACUCCGAAUGUGACCUGAAUGCGGCUGCAGCCAAGGCGCUUCUGAGCUUGAAGGGCGCCUCCCCUUCCAGUGCCUCUACCGAGUUCGUCAUCUUUGACGAAGAUGACAGGACGGAGCACGAGGAGCACCUGGAUGCCUUUGACCUGUUGGCGCACCGCAGCGCUGCAGUGCAGCAGAUGGAUGAGGAACGACAGCAGUUGGUAGCCAAGAUGCAGGCAAAAUUUUUGGAUGCCUUGGGGGAGGAGGAAGAUGUGAACGGCGCCGCUGCUACAGCGCUGAAGAAUCUCAUUGCAGCCCCUUCCAAACAGCCCGGGAGCCAGAAGCUUAAAGAGCUGUUCGAGGCACUUUUCCACGAGAACUUGGUGCAACUGAAGGAUGCCAAUGCCGCUGCUGCCAGCGCGUUAAGGACUCUGGCUGCCAGAAACUUGGCACCCUGAGUGCCAGGCUUCGCCCCCAAAUUUUGCCGUGCCGCGAGGUGGCACACAAUCCCAUUGCCUGAUCUUCCGGCUCUCUGUACAGUUCAUAAUCUUCAGCACAGCCCCGCGAGACCAAAUUUGGAGCGCCCGGGAAGCAUGCCAAGCCCCGUGGGGCGAGACAACGAAGCAGUGAUAGAAUCUUUUGUGGAAUUCCACCAUGGCUGAAUGGACUUCAAGUGGUCAGUUCUCACUCCUCCUUGGCGGUUCUUUUCAAAAUCUUUCCGCUCUUCUCUCUUGGUAAAAAAACGGCAAAAAAGCAAUUGUGGGCCACGAGUGCGUCCGUUCACUCUUUUUGCGGUUGGAAGUUGAAGUGCCCAAAGGGCGUAUCUUCGAACAUAGCUUGACAAGAACCGAUGCACCUGUGCAGGCAGGCGAAACA
Cladocopium goreaui is the source of this 1072-nucleotide messenger RNA. Lineage: Eukaryota; Dinophyceae; Suessiales; Symbiodiniaceae. The record is from the annotation of a GenBank genome assembly.